Scatophagus argus is the source of this 3302-nucleotide messenger RNA. It is a transcript of the gene bap1, whose product is annotated as BRCA1 associated protein-1 (ubiquitin carboxy-terminal hydrolase). The transcript has 17 exons. Gene Ontology annotation, biological process: ubiquitin-dependent protein catabolic process; protein deubiquitination. Gene Ontology annotation, molecular function: cysteine-type deubiquitinase activity. NCBI's taxonomy places the organism in Eukaryota, Metazoa, Chordata, Actinopteri, Scatophagidae. The coding region runs from base 176 to 2425 and encodes 749 amino acids. Gene Ontology annotation, cellular component: cytoplasm. The record is from RefSeq and is a predicted model, not a curated record.
UCGAUUAUUGAUGACGUUGUUUAUAGGCGGCCAAUUUUAUCUAUUGUGUUUAUCUUGAGCUCUCCACAGUUUUUUCGUGAAUGGAUAAUGAAUUAUCGUUAGAUAUUCUUACCCCUAUUUUGGGCAUGGAUUGGAAAACAUCUUAGAUAUUAGUCACCCGUGCACAAAUGCGAAAAUGAACAAAGGGUGGCUGGAGCUCGAGAGUGAUCCAGGACUGUUCACUUUGCUGGUGGAAGAUUUUGGUGUCAAAGGUGUCCAAGUAGAGGAAAUCUAUGAUCUUCAAAGCAAGUGUCAAAGUCCUGUUUAUGGCUUCAUCUUCCUGUUCAAGUGGAUUGAGGAACGUCGAUCCAGGAGGAAAGUUAACACUUUGGUGGAUGAGACUUCUGUUAUUGACGAGGAAAUUGUAAAUGAUAUGUUCUUUGCUCAUCAGCUGAUACCAAAUUCAUGUGCCACCCACGCUUUGUUGAGUGUGCUUUUGAACUGCAGCGGUGUUGAGCUCGGCACCACACUUAGUCGCAUGAAGGCUUUCACCAAGGGCUUUAGUCCAGAGAGUAAAGGUUAUGCAAUAGGAAAUGCCCCAGAGCUUGCCAGAGCACAUAACAGCCAUGCCAGACCGGAGCCCAGGCACCUGCCGGAGAAGCAGAAUGGAAUCAGUGCAGUUCGAACCAUGGAAGCCUUCCACUUUGUUAGCUAUGUGCCUAUCAAAGACCGCCUCUUUGAGCUCGAUGGACUAAAGGCUUACCCCAUUGACCAUGGGCCCUGGGGAGAAGAGGAGGAGUGGACUGAUAAAGCUCGGCGGGUUAUCAUGGAGAGGAUUGGACUAGCCACUGCUGGUGAGCCAUACCAUGACAUUCGCUUCAACCUGAUGGCAGUGGUGCCUGACCGCAGGAUGAAGUAUGAGUCCAAACUGGAAAUUCUAAAGAGGAACCGACAGACUGUUCUAGAGGGUCUACAGAAGAUGAUCAAGCUCACUCAGCCCGAGCUUGUCCACGACAAAAAAGAGAAGGACUCUUCCUCUACAGACGAUGGCGUCACUGCGAUCAAGAAAGAGGCAGAUGUGGAACAUGUUACAUCCCAGGGGACUGACCAGGCUUCAUCAGAUUCAGUGGACGAGUCAGCAGUUCAGUCCAAAGAUGCCACUAGCCCCACAAGACACACAAAGGUCAUGGGCAAACCACCAGUGUCCACAGGAGGAGGUACCCAGCAAGUCACUAGUCCCAACCCCAUCGUUCAACGCCUGCCUGCCUUCCUGGACAACCACAACUAUGCUAAGUCUCCCAUGCAGGAAGAAGAGGAUCUUGCUGCCGGAGUUGGUCGCUCUCGAAUGCCGGGGCCUCCACAACACUCGUACUCCGAUGAUGAAGACGAUGAAGAGGAUGAUGAAGAGGAAGUGACUGGUUCUGCAGGCACAUCUAACAGGUUCAGACGGAAGGCAAGUCUGCGAUCACGAACAGGACGGGUGGGGACAGGGAUGGAGAGCCAGAUUACCCUCACGGUGUUGUCUGAGAAACUGAAGAAGGAGGCCCAAAGGAAAGAUGCCCUGAACACACCCCUUUCUGUACGCACCGAAGGGCGCACUGGGGGCAUUUGUAUCACAUCUGCUUCACAGCCAUCCCCCACACCAAGCAAUGAAAGCACUGACACAGCCUCUGAGAUUGGCAGCGCUUUUAACUCCCCGUUGCGCUCACCUGCACGCUCCCAGGCUGCCACACGCCCGUCAAGUCCAGUUGCAUCCCAUCUGUCCCGUGUGCUGUUUGGAGAAGAUGAGAUGCUGAGGCUGGACUCCAGACAUAACCGUGCUGUAAGAGAACUAGGUCCCUCUGUCAGCGUAGCCUUGUUGCACUUGCAGGACGAUGGAGUCAUCUUUGCUCUCCCUCCAUCAGUAGAUUUGGCUGCCGAUGGCACAAAGCAGCCUUGCACUCCUGUGAAGACAAAAGACAAAGAGGAAGGAAGCCCCGUAGCAGGAGAGAAACAAGGAGUGAACGAGGGAGAUGCAGGACCAUCCGUGGAGGUGAAAGAAGAGGACGGCAAGGAUGGAGCAGAGACUAGAGCUAGCAAGGAGAGGGCCAAAACUAUGGAAACUACUGCAGACAGCAAGCCCCCUGGGGACAAGUACUCUCCCAAAGAGCUGCUUGCACUGCUCAAAUGUGUAGAGGCUGAUAUCGCCAAUUAUGAGGUUUAUCUGAAGGAGGAAGUAGAGAAGAGAAAGAAAUACAAAAUUGAUGAUCAGAGGAGAACCCAUAACUACGAUGAGUUCAUCUGCACUUUUAUAUCAAUGCUGGCCCAAGAAGGAAUGUUGGCCAGCCUUGUGGAGCAAAAUAUUUCCGUGCGUCGUCGGCAGGGAGUGAGUAUCGGCCGCUUGCACAAACAGAGGAAGCCUGACCGCAGGAAACGCUCCCGCCCUUACAAGGCUAAACGACAGUAAUUGCAAUCACAACUUCUGUAAUUUAAUUAUUCCUGUGAGCACUGAGCAAUCACUGCAGAGAAAGAGAAACUGAUGCACCCCUGAAACUGUCUCCUAAAGGCGGUUCAAUGUUGUAUUUUAGUCAUGGGGCCUUCUCUUCAUCAUGAAAUCGACCAUGCGUUCUUUUAUCAUUUAUGUAUAUAUGUACUACCAUUUUAGUCUCAAUGUAAAGAUUUUUCUUUCAUGUGCCACUAUGAUUGACAGAUUGUAAAUAUGAAAAAAGGCAUGACCCCCAAUGAUGCAGCUGAAUGCUGCAUCAAACCAGAAAGUAUUCAUUUUCAGUGAAAGAUCUUCUCUACAGUCUUGUGGUCAGUACGGUUUGAUAUAUCACUUAAUAUUUAGUUUGGUAAAUAAGUCAACAUUUCAUCAACUGUAUCCCUUGCUCAUGUUUUCAUGGUGCCAACAAAGUAUUGAAUAUCUUGACAAUAGAAGGCUAUGUAUUUUAUUCAUUCAUAGCAGUUCAGUUAUAAUCGCUUCAUUGUUGGUAAUUUACUAUACAACAUAAAAAGCAUUUUUUAAAUCAUAUUCUUUGUGGACAGUUUUAAACUCAAGAAGAGGUCAUGACGCAUCAGGGUUUUUUCGUUUCAUUGGAAUGUCUUUUCAUCUAAGGGCCUCAUGCCGUGUAUUUGCUGUAUGUCUCAUGAGGUCCUGCAAAUGAAAAACAAACUCUUGUUAUUUUUGUACCUGAAAUGAAUCUCAAAGUGAGUGAAUAUUAAGUCAGAUGUGUGCAUUUGUUUGUUUUGUACAUAUGUAUCUGUUAAGUGAUUCACCUGUUCACUGAGUUCAGUUGUUCUUUGUGCUUGCCAGUCCAUAUAACAAUAAAGUUAAUGGAAAUAUA